AUGUGUCUGGAUGCAAUAAUAACAUGCCUAUCUAGUUGGAAAUUGUGGAUACGACCUUUGGCAAUUUUGUGUUAUGCCGUAGCAGCGCUUGUUUUUGUGCCGCUCUUUUUGGUGAAUUCAUUGAAAGAGGGCUUCACCAAAAGGGACCAGGAAAUUUUGGUGGCUGGUAUAUUUGUAUGGAUUGCCAUACCACUUUCAUUAUGGGAAAUUAUUUUACAUGUGAUCAAUUACACCAAGCCAAGAUUACAAAAACAUGUUAUAAGGGUAUUAUGGAUGGUUCCAAUUUAUGCCAUAAAUGCUUGGCUGGGUUUAAUUUACCCAAAACACUCAGUAUAUGUAGAUAGUUUAAGAGAAUGCUAUGAAGCUUAUGUGAUAUAUAAUUUUAUGAAAUACCUUCUCAAUUACCUAAACAUGGAAAUGGAUUUGGAGGCUAGUUUAGAAUUAAAACCACAGGUUAAACAUAUUUUUCCAUUAUGCUGUCUGCCGGAUUGGGAAAUGGGAAGGGAAUUCGUCCAUAUUUGCAAACAUGGUAUUUUGCAAUAUACUGUUGUAAGACCUUUAACAACAGCUAUAUCAUUUCUUUGCAAAACUUUAGAUGUAUAUGGAGAUGGACAAUUUAAAGGCACUGUGGCCUUUCCGUAUUUAUUAGCUGUAAAUAAUAUGUCACAAUUUGUGGCAAUGUAUUGUUUGGUUAUGUUUUACAAGGCCAAUAUUGCUGAACUGAGGCCUAUGAGGCCAUUACCCAAAUUUUUGUGCAUAAAGGCUGUAGUAUUCUUUUCUUUUUUCCAAGGCGUAAUGAUUGACUUAUUGGUUUAUUCUGGGGCUAUAUCAACAAGUGGUAAAACUGAUGAUGGAUUAGGUUUAUCAACUAGGUUGCAGGAUUUCUUAAUUUGCAUUGAGAUGUGUUUGGCAGCUAUAGCACAUCAUUAUAGUUUCUCAUAUGAACCAUAUGCUAGACCUGAUUAUAGGACACAAAAUUGUUGUGGGGCCUUUUUAGCCAUGUGGGAUAUAAGUGACGUCCAAAGAGAUAUCUCUGAACAUUUGGGGAUUGUUGGUAGUUCGAUAAGUCGUCGAUUUAGAGGCCGAAGCAUGUACACAAUACCGAGGGGUAAUGACGAAUAUGCCGGUUUGGUUUCACCGAGGACCACUAUAAGUGAGCCAGAUACAAUUUACCAAGACGAGUGUGACGAACUGAUUGUCAAUUAUGGGACUGUAGGCCCAAGGCAAUCAAACAAUAAAACGCAGAACCCCAGAAUUGAAGAAUAA
This is a messenger RNA of Brassicogethes aeneus, 1266 nucleotides long. Lineage: Eukaryota; Metazoa; Arthropoda; Insecta; Coleoptera; Nitidulidae. The record is from the annotation of a GenBank genome assembly.